Molecule: messenger RNA, 237 nt
Organism: Plasmodium yoelii
Lineage: Eukaryota; Apicomplexa; Aconoidasida; Haemosporida; Plasmodiidae
Product: V-type ATPase V0 subunit e, putative
Exons: 3
Coding region: 1-237 (78 amino acids)
Biological process (GO): proton transmembrane transport
Cellular component (GO): proton-transporting V-type ATPase, V0 domain
Molecular function (GO): proton-transporting ATPase activity, rotational mechanism
Source: RefSeq, a predicted model, not a curated record
AUGGAUAGUAACAUUAUAACGGGAACAUACACUUUCCUUAUUAUUUGGUUUGUGUCCUGUAUUUUAUUUUGCGUAUUUUUUGCAAGAAAUGGAAAGAUAGCAUUGAAAGACAUGUUUAAAUUAAUAAUUACACUGGUUUCCAUAGCCGUGUUUUGUUUGUGGAUAUUCUGGCUAUGUGUUUAUAUAUCGCAACUAAACCCAAUGAUAUUCCCCCAACGGAAAAUCAUUAAUGGAUAG